CGGUUCAGAGAGACAGAGAGAGGCAGGAGCUGCACUGCAUGCUUGCUCUGCUUGUGGAGUGGAGUGGAUAUGGAUGUGUAUAUAAGGCAAAGCCUGUGGCCUUUGGAGCCAUACAAUGAUCAGAAACUGAGAGUGGCAAGCGCCAAGGAGUAGUUAGAGCUCAGUAGGGAUACAGUUUGUGAGUCACUUCUCUGACAUCCACGGGUACCAGUUUACACUAGGUUGAGAGGGAUAGGAGUGAGAAGCACUACUGUCAGAAUGCCCAUGGAGCAAGCAUUCAGGCACUGCGAUAAAGACACGCUGAAGAUGGCCAUGCUGAAACAUGAAGAGACUUUCAGACAGCAAGUUCACGAGCUCCAUCGCCUAUACAGGAUUCAAAAGCUUCUGAUGCGAGACCUCAAACGGGAGCUCAAGAGCCAGAGGAACCUGUCCACCUCGCCGAACGGAAGCUGCACCGAGUACAACAUAGGAGCUCUCGGCAUGUGCACCUAUGAGCACCGCUACGCCGCUCGCGGCCGCGGCGGACACGUCGCAGCAGCGACGCCGACGCCGCGCACCGCUCUCAGCCUCGACGUCGUGGCGCCAGUCAUCGAGUACGUGCGGAGCGCGGAGGAGGAGGACGACGACGAGGCGGAGGAAACCGACGACGACGCGGAGCUGGAGCUCACGCUCGCCGUGGGCGGAGCCGGGGCCAAGAAGAGGUACGGCGAGUACCCGUCCGGUGGGGAGAGCCUCUCGUCGUCGUCCACGGAAUCCGACGUGCUCACCGUCUCCGGCCGUGAGUGGCGCCAGGCGCGCGGCACGCCGUAUCACAAGAGGAGGCCGGCGACCGGGCUGGACGUGGUUCAGGUGGAGGACGGCGUCGGGGUGCAGCCACCGCCGCCGCUGCUGUUCCACUGGCUCAGCCUCAAGAUGGCAUGACGCGAUGAGAGGAAGCAAGAGCACAUUGCAUGUGUUAGUUGCUGCUUGUAGUGUCAGGGUGUUGACUUGCUACUGUUCUUCAGUUGAAUGCUUUCUGUGUGUUCAGGUUUAGAGGUGGAUCAAGUCUAGAAAUCAAUAAUUGACUGGUUGUUCAGGAGAAUAUGUAGGAGAGUCUUCCAACGCAUAAGGAGAAUGUGGGGGCUUUUCAGAUGGAGCUGUGUACUGUGUGUGCUGCCUUUCUGCCUACUGCAAUCUGCAAGUGUUAGCUUCUAACAUUUUCA
This is a messenger RNA of Sorghum bicolor (sorghum), 1202 nucleotides long. RefSeq lists its product as uncharacterized. Bases 259 to 921 code for a protein of 220 amino acids. Lineage: Eukaryota; Viridiplantae; Streptophyta; Magnoliopsida; Poales; Poaceae. The transcript is spliced from 3 exons. The record is from RefSeq and is a predicted model, not a curated record.